GCUGGUAUUUCCGGGAUCGUAUUUCCGGUGUCGGCUUGUGCUGAGCUCAUCUCUGUGGAAACAUGGUUCUACUGGAAAGCGAGCAGUUUCUCACUGAAUUGACGCGAUUGUUCCAGAAGUGUAGAACAACGGGAAGCGUUUAUAUCACUUUGAAGAAGUAUGAUGGUCGAACAAAACCCGUUCCUCGGAAGGGACACACUGAGACCUUUGAGCCAGCGGAUAAUAAAUGUCUUUUGAGGGCUACUGAUGGAAAGAGAAAAAUCAGUACAGUGGUUAGUUCAAAAGAAGUUAACAAGUUCCAAAUGGCAUAUUCCAACCUUCUUCGUGCAAACAUGGAUGGACUUAAGAAGAAAGACAAGAAAAGCAAAAAUAAGAAAAGCAGUGCAGCACAAUGAUGGACUGAGACCCUCUCCUCCUCCCUUCAUCAUGACUUUGCUGCCACUUCGAAGGCCAACAGUUCAGACAGAGACCACAGCCAUUCCCCUUUAUGCCACGUCGGAAGUAAAGAUCCAGGUCUCACGGCAUCUCGUUGGAUGGCAAUGAUUUGUUAAACUUGCAUACAUUGGACUUUACUUGUGUUUUUUAUUUUAUUUUUUUAAUUUUAUUUUGCAAAUUUACUGCAGUUUCACUUAAUUCAAGACAUGUAUGUAUCUUUCAUUAAAAGUACACUAAAUUCCA
Messenger RNA from Pelobates fuscus (common spadefoot toad), 678 nucleotides. It is a transcript of the gene SRP14, whose product is annotated as signal recognition particle 14. Bases 63 to 395 code for a protein of 110 amino acids. The transcript has 5 exons. Lineage: Eukaryota; Metazoa; Chordata; Amphibia; Anura; Pelobatidae. The record is from RefSeq and is a predicted model, not a curated record. Gene Ontology annotation, biological process: SRP-dependent cotranslational protein targeting to membrane. Gene Ontology annotation, cellular component: signal recognition particle, endoplasmic reticulum targeting. Gene Ontology annotation, molecular function: endoplasmic reticulum signal sequence receptor activity; 7S RNA binding.